AUGCUCCAAGACGAUUUUAGUGACCAAAGUGGCGACGAUUUGGAUAAUAUUGGCCCCGGGGAACCCAAAUCUGUGGUAGAAUCUGCAAAUGGAACAUUGGUGAUAAUUGUUUGUAGAGGAAAACAUUUACCAAACCGAAGAAAACUUGAUAAACAAUCGCCAUAUGUCUCUUUGAGACUAGGAACAAUAGCCAAAAAGACGAGCGCUCAUUUCCGGGCGGGACAAACUCCAGAGUGGACCCAGGAGAUUCGGUUUGAGUUGGAAAGAGACAAGAAACCCAUAUUGAAAGUCGAUGUUUUGGACGAAACUAAAGGUGAACCAACGCCAAUUGGUUCUGUUGAGAUCGAUUGUGCUGUUCUCUUUGCUGAGGAGAGGUGUCAGGACGGAAAAUAUAUCUUUGAUCAGUGGCACGAGUUGAUGUUGAAUGGAAAAAGAGCCGGGAUGAUUUAUUUGGAAAUGACAUUCUACCCCAGUUCUCCACUUCUUCCUCCCAAAUUGCCAGCUAAGACUUCUGGUUCUUAUAGCGUGGGUUCCACGUCCGUGUCGCCGAGAAAGCAGCUUCCUGCUCCUCCUGUACACCCUUCACAGCUGCGUCCCAAGACGGUAGCCGACGAUAUAUUUGUCACUUCCGAGUACGAAAAGAGUCGAAAACACUCAUUUUUCGGCUCGCCAUCUCCCAAAGAACUCACCACGUCCACAACCAGUGAUCCUCUGGAGGAAAAAAGUCCCAAAAAAGCCGGUCGUUUUGCCAAACUCAAAUCCAAGUUUCAGUCUAAAGAGCCCAUAUCGCAGUUUUGGGACCUUCCAAAGAAACGAGCAGGACUGCCCAAACGACGCUCCGACUCGCCAAUCAGCGAAUAUGGCUUUGACGACGAAAUCGAGCCGUACCCAGCUAUGGGCCUUUACAACGACGAAGAUAUCCCGCCACCUCCUCCACCACAUAGUGUCUGCGAUAUGCCGCCACCCACGCCCCCACACUCUACCCAUGGCCAGACACCAUCAUAUAACCAGAACCUCUCUGUCAGUCCUGAUCGGCGGCCUCGCAGUCCGCAGAGAAAACCUCCACAAACAAUAGACCUUCACCCACCAAAUCACUCACCUAACCAUACAACUGAAACCACCCUUAAAGGCACUGCUCUUCCGUUUUCAGCAGACACAAUUGGCAUUGAAGACGACGACGAGCCGCUUCCCACAAAAGUGUUCUUAUUGGGCGAACAAAUCAAGUCCUUAAGCCACUCUGGAAACCACACCGAGCACAAAGCCGCCGACCCAAAUCAUAUUGAUCCCAAGUACUAUGCCCCCACGCCGUCUGAGCACUUGGCUACCACACUCCGACUCCAGAAUGGAGGUGUAAAAAAGGAAGACGUUGCUGUGGAUCUCAGAACUGACGAAACCGGAUACUUGGGAGACGGAAAAUGGAAACAAAGAUUUUCCCCUUCUGUGUUUGACCGAGCUAUGGAGCACGAUGAGAAUCUUGGAUUUGAGCACAAGCCCAGAGUUCCGCCAAAAAUACCUCGAGGGAUGUCGGAAAUGGAGUAUUAUGUGUUGGAGAAGGAGAAGUUUUUGAAGGACCUCAAUGGCAGGCGAGCGUAA
Meyerozyma guilliermondii ATCC 6260 is the source of this 1593-nucleotide messenger RNA. It is a transcript of the gene INN1, whose product is annotated as Inn1p. The transcript has a single exon. Lineage: Eukaryota; Fungi; Ascomycota; Pichiomycetes; Serinales; Debaryomycetaceae. The coding region runs from base 1 to 1593 and encodes 530 amino acids. The record is from RefSeq and is a predicted model, not a curated record.